Molecule: messenger RNA, 1014 nt
Organism: Blastomyces gilchristii SLH14081
Lineage: Eukaryota; Fungi; Ascomycota; Eurotiomycetes; Onygenales; Ajellomycetaceae
Product: C6 zinc finger domain-containing protein
Exons: 1
Coding region: 1-1014 (337 amino acids)
Biological process (GO): regulation of transcription by RNA polymerase II
Molecular function (GO): DNA-binding transcription activator activity, RNA polymerase II-specific
Source: RefSeq, a predicted model, not a curated record
AUGUCCAACCCGUUAUCCAGCAAUGGCGGCAGCUGGCAGCCUCCACCGCUAAUACCAAUACACGCAGCAACACCACCACCACCACGGCCGCCGGUACCAGUGCCAGAUCCUAACCUUGAAGAGCUAGAGUUGAUGAUGAACUGGUAUAAUAUCGAUAUACACCCUUUCUCAACCAACCUCGAAUACAAAGCCGUGUGGCAGAAGGCACUUCAGCAAGAAUCCCUCACCCACCUGUUCCUGAUGCAUGGGAUUCUAGCACUAUCUGCCCUUGAACUUGGGCGCAGGAAAGGGUGCGAUGCCACCAAUGUCAAUCAACGAUCAUACACAGCCAUCGCCCUUGGCCAUUACUUGAGAGCUGUUGCCCUAUCCCAGCCAGUAUUAAAAAACAUCAAUGAGGAGAAUUGCAAAGCCGUGUUUCUACUCCCAACUCUUCUUACCGCCUUUGCAUUCGGGUCUCCACAACAAGCCUGGGAUCUAGGGAAUAGCCGCCACCCUAUUGCUCGGUUUCACCUUGUUCUUCUUCUAGCAAGAGGGAUGGGGCAGGUACAGUCUACCGCGAUAGACAAGAUGAAGGAUGGCAAAUUUGACACCCUUAUUAAACCAGAUAGCUACAGCCCCUGGCUACCUGCUGACGCAAAAGCAGCACUAUGUAACCUUCACCAGCUCAAUGAGAACUGUGAACAAUACAGCAUCUCCGAGAAGAACAUUUACAACACAACAAUCAACCAGGUUGAGAUCAUGCUGGGGCAGAUUCACGUGGCCGCGACAAGGCCCAAUCCAGCAGUUAUGUGGGCAACAGAGGUGCCACCACUGUACUUGGAGCUUAUGAGGGCAUAUAAGCCCAUGGCGCUUGUUGUCCUGGCUCAUUACUGUGUUAUUUUACACCAUCUUAGGGGGAUAUGGUGGGUUGAUGGAUGGAGUGUCCCACUAUUGCGGGCAGUAUGGUUGUUGUUGGGUGAUGAGUGGAGACAAUCGCUUCGAUGGGUGGUAGAGGUGACGGGAUUUGUACCUUAG